CGCACUGCGCAAGUGCGCAGGCGUUCUGUGAGGGACAGCCAUGGCGGCGGUGCAGGAAAGUGUGAGCAGUCAGUGGCUGCCGGACAUGGACUUUAUCAGGCAGGAGCUGGAACGGCAGGACCCCACUGUGCUGUCCGUGGUGGCGGCGCUCGUGGUUGUGCUGCUCAGCCUGGUGAUCUGGAGGUUGCUGCGGGGAAGUCAGAGCAGCAGGAGAGCCGUUCUACUCGUGGGCCUGUGUGACUCUGGUAAAACCCUCCUCUUCAUCCGGCUUCUAACUGGAAAAUUCAGUAAAACGCAGAUGUCCAUUUCUCCCAAUACUGGAAUUUACAGAGGAAAGAACGACAAGCGUUCUACUUUCACCUUGGUUGACAUUCCUGGCCAUGAAAGUUUAAGGCUUCAGUUCUUGGACCAGUACAGGACAUCAAUCAGGGCUAUGAUUUUUGUGGUGGACAGCUCAGCUUUCCAGCGAGAGGUAAAGGAGGUGGCAGAAUUCCUCUACCAAAUUCUGACAGAUGCGUCAUUGCUGCGUAAUGUUCCCUCUAUACUGGUUGUCUGCAACAAACAAGAUGUAUCCAUGGCCAAGUCAGCUAAACUGAUACAGCAGCAACUGGAAAAGGAAUUGAAUACUCUUCGUGUCACCCAGUCAGCUGCUCCUAGCACCCUGGAAGGCAGCAGUUCACCAACAACCACACAACUGGGGAAAAAGGGUAAAGAAUUUGAAUUCUCCCAACUUCCCUUGAAGAUAGAAUUCGUAGAGUGCAGCACCAGAGACGGCAAGGAAGAGGAAGGGGAUGCUAAUCUUGGCAAUGUGGAAGGAUGGUUGGCAAAGUUGGCAUGAGGGGAAAAAACGUCUACGGACUGGACACCUGAAUAUGGUGGCGACUAGCAGAACGUGAUUAGAUGUUACGUUCACAUGUCGCUGUGAAAAGUAUAUCCUAUAGACAGAAGAAAAUAUGUAAAAUAUAGAGGAACAGCAGAUCCCGCCUGAUAAAUCCAAGAAGGGUUUCCAUUGUCUCAUGAGAGCCUGCCCGAAAUAUUAUAGAUAAAGUAUUAUAUAAUGUCUGCUGCCUAGUGUCUUGUGGAAGCCACUGAGCAGCUUCGAUGUGUCUAUUGAUGAUGUGUAUGAAUGAUAUAUUUUUUAAGCUGAA
Messenger RNA from Bufo bufo (common toad), 1148 nucleotides. RefSeq names its product SRP receptor subunit beta (gene SRPRB). Bases 41 to 838 code for a protein of 265 amino acids. The record is from RefSeq and is a predicted model, not a curated record. The transcript is spliced from 7 exons. Gene Ontology annotation, molecular function: GTP binding. Lineage: Eukaryota; Metazoa; Chordata; Amphibia; Anura; Bufonidae. Gene Ontology annotation, biological process: intracellular protein transport; vesicle-mediated transport. Gene Ontology annotation, cellular component: plasma membrane; cytoplasm.